Molecule: messenger RNA, 1031 nt
Organism: Dermacentor silvarum
Lineage: Eukaryota; Metazoa; Arthropoda; Arachnida; Ixodida; Ixodidae
Exons: 2
Coding region: 228-1031 (267 amino acids)
Biological process (GO): proteolysis
Molecular function (GO): aspartic-type endopeptidase activity
Source: RefSeq, a predicted model, not a curated record
CACGCGGCACCGACGCCGCAGUCGGCGAUGUGCACAAGGUGCAAGCAGAGACGCAGAAAACAUGCAAAAGCUGCUUUCGCUGUGGUUCGCCAAAACACACGAGUGAAGCAUGCCCUCACUUGGAGGCAACCUGUUUCAGUUGCAACAAGAAAGGGCAUAUCCAGAGAGCCUGCCGAAGCAGUGGUAAGACUUUUUCUAAGAAAACGCAGACGAAAAAGAAUGUGAAGAUGCUGACGGUUGUGUCGCGGAAAGCUUCGACCCUCAGUCUAAACGGCGUGUCGGCAGCUCAGAGCGACCCUGUCACCGUGCAGAUGACCAUCGACGGCGUCUUGGUGAACAUGGAGCUAGACACGGGAGCGGCUGUUUCCGUCAUGUCAAAGACGCAGUUCCGUCAGCUCUUCCCUUCGGCUGUACUGAAGCCUACGACAGUUAAACUUCGUACCUACACAGGAGCACUGGUACGACCCCAGGGAGUCUCUUCGGUCAACGUGCAGCACGGCGACCAUUCUGCAAUUCUCCCACUCUACGUCGUAGACCACAAGGGACCACCUCUACUGGGCCGGGAGUGGCUGCACGCCGUCCGGCUGGAGUGGGCGAAAAUCUGGAACCUGAACAACAUUACAAGGUCAGACACUCCUACUCAUAUCAGCGUAAAAAAGAGGCUAGACGCAUUACUGGCGAAGUACCAACUCCUUUUCAAAGACGAGUUAGGCACGAUAACGGAAGAGCGCGCCGAACUUUUUUUUAAACCUGAUAUGAAGCCGAGAUUCCUAAAAGCCAGGAACGUUCCAGGCAGUUUCACCUGGCGUCGUCACAAGGACCAGCUGCUCGCGCGGACCACGGAUCCGGACCGCGAGGCAUCUGACCAAGAGGGGUACGAGUUCCUGGCGUUUCCACCAAGCGUCGACCCAUUACAUCCUCCGCUCCUACCACCAGUGGUCCUGCCGCUUCGCAAGAGAUCCAGACGGCGGGUGCAAGACGCUACCCGACUAGACCGUCGACCACCGGACAGAUAUCAAGCUGGAGUUUAG